Molecule: messenger RNA, 844 nt
Organism: Aspergillus eucalypticola CBS 122712
Lineage: Eukaryota; Fungi; Ascomycota; Eurotiomycetes; Eurotiales; Aspergillaceae
Exons: 1
Coding region: 126-593 (155 amino acids)
Source: RefSeq, a predicted model, not a curated record
ACGUACAGUUAGCUGGCUGUGCGCUGAGACACGCACGAACAGUACCAGAACAAUAACUUAUAGCCAGUCCAACGCGACUGGCGGUGAUCUGACAACAUCCCAGCUAAAGAAACCAGCCCGUGGCGAUGCCACCUGAAGGGCCGCUUUAUAGAAGAGUCAGGUCAGGGAACCAGCGAGCUGGCCCCAGGGUGAUGGUCUGGGCAGAAAGAGCGAUGUCCAACCAGACGAACCAUGGCGCUGGAACAGGCGAUCAUUGCUCGACAGUAUCCAGGAACCUGGGUAGCACGGCGACCCGUGCUUGCAUCUUCCUUCCUUUCUUUGCUUUUCUGUGCCGUUCUCUUCUGGUUGCCCUGCGCUUUUCGCUUUUUCCUUAUUUACUUUUCUUCUUUACUUUCCCCUGCCUGGUGCAUGGCGAAGAGUUCCCGUCUUUGCAGGUUUGCUAUUCCAGUCUGGGCUCUGGAACUCGCCGUCCAAUGCAGACCAGUUCAGGAGUGGCGGGUCAUCCUGCAGCUUUGGGAGACAAACAGCUUUUUGGGGAGAACCACGCAAGUCUGAGUUGUGGGAGGGAGGGUCGCCUUGUUCAGGGCAGCUGAAUGUCCAGCUCCCAUCUGCACGUAAAUUUCAAGAGCCCAAGCGGGUCGGGGAUUGGCUGUCAGAAUUGGAGGGGGAGGAUGUCGUGGAAGAGCUGAAGCCGAAGUGGAGGGAAAGUUGGGUUGUGCGAACGAGAAGGAUUUAAGACGGGCAAUUUGUUGCCACAUCCACUCGGAGGCCACGAUGGUCAGCAAACCACCGCUCAUCUUAUCUACUUGCUUUCUCUUCUUCCCGUCUUCCAUGGCCAGUCAGC